Molecule: messenger RNA, 2604 nt
Organism: Trachymyrmex cornetzi
Lineage: Eukaryota; Metazoa; Arthropoda; Insecta; Hymenoptera; Formicidae
Product: GRAM domain-containing protein 1B
Exons: 14
Coding region: 254-2494 (746 amino acids)
Biological process (GO): intracellular sterol transport
Cellular component (GO): endoplasmic reticulum membrane; plasma membrane; endoplasmic reticulum-plasma membrane contact site
Molecular function (GO): sterol transfer activity; sterol binding
Source: RefSeq, a predicted model, not a curated record
CACUCAAAUAUUAGAAGAAGAAGAAGAAGACGAAUGGAAACGAGUGAUGCCUGAUACGGCAAUGUGCGACUUUUCCUUGUCUGAAAUGUGUCGCUCUUAUCGCGGUAGGCGCAAGUAACCAAUGCCCAGCGUGCGGAUAAACACCUUUCGCAGCCAACUAAAUACCUCCGGCUACGAAACCGUGGACAGUAACGUCGCGUGAUUUGUUAUAUACUACGAGACGAAGACGACAUAAGGGCACUCGACGACAAGCAUGAAUAAAUCCGUGGAGAAUCUAUUGAUAUCCAGCCACGAAGUGAUCAGCAGUAUCAAUUCCACUGGUUUGGGCAAUCAAGGUAUAGCAACAAAUUUGGGGUGUACCACGGCUACCGAAAAGGUACAGGAAACGUCUGCAUCUGGCGUCGAUUGUAACAGUCCUGUAUCAAGUCCCAACUUGUCUCCACGUCCCAGUCCGAGAGCUCAUUCUAAACGAGAGUUUUCCAAAAAUCCUGAUUCUGCUGUCAAAGAAUCACUCCGUGCGAAUAAAUCAGACGAUCAGCUAUCAAGUGGCCAUCAAGAUGUAAUAAGUAGAUCAUCUGACUCAGCUGAUCUCAAUAAGAGUUCCAUUCAUGAGAAUAAAAAAGAGGCACGUAGCAGUGAACGGAGUAAAAAGAAGUCUUCUUGGUACAAUGUACUUUACCCAACUUAUAAAUCUCGUUCCGAAGACUUUAAACGAAUAUUCAAAGACGUGCCUGACGAUGAGAGAUUGGUGGUAGAUUAUUCUUGUGCUCUGCAGCGUGAAAUAUUAGUACAUGGUAGACUUUAUGUAUCUCAAAACUAUGUGUGUUUUUAUGCUAAUAUAUUUAUGUGGGAGACGUUGGUCUCUCUACGUUGGAAAGAUGUUACAUCUAUUACCAAAGAAAAAACUGCACUUGUCAUUCCAAACGCUAUCUUGAUAUGCACCAUUACUGACAAGUUCUUCUUAACAUCAUUUGGAGCAAGAGAUAAAACGUAUGUGAUGUUAUUUCGUGUUUGGCAAAAUGCUCUUAUCGGCGAGCCAAUGAGUAUGGCUGAAAUGUGGCAGCUUGUACAUACCUGUUAUGGUGAUGAAUUAGGAUUGACGUCUGAUGAUGAAGAUUACGUACCACCAUUACCUACGGCAGACGACGAAAAGUUGUCAACUCGUCUCUCUGUAGAAUCUUUCUCUGAGACUGAAGCAGUUAUGGAGAAUUCAGUAUCUCCAGCUACGGAUCCUGUUCCUGCUCUUGAACCUGCUGCUGAAUUACAAGUUCAGCCACCAGCUCCAUCAACACUUAAACCGGAACCUGUUCUCGAUCCAACAGAUUUAAGUGAUACAACAGAAAGCGAGGCUGAAAAACAUGGCUUAAAAAUGAACAUACGAAGUACCAUGGUCUGCACUUCCCUGCAUGAAGGUCGGCAAAUUAACAAAGCGACAUUGCCUAUCUACAUCGACCAGCUGUUCACUCUGCUCUUCACAAAUUCGAAAUUCUUCUUGGAUUUUCAUACUUCUCGCAAAACUACUGAUUUAAUACAAUCUGCGUGGACACAAAACAAUCAAACUGGUCAAAAAAUGAGAACCCUUUCAUACACGAUGUCCUUAACUCAAAAUAUUGGUCCAAGAACCUCUCAAAUUACAGAAACGCAGGUGAUGUUACCAUGCAGUAGACCAGGUCAUCUUUAUUGUAUCGAUGUAGAAAGCGUUAACGCCGGUAUACCUUAUGCUGAUUCUUUCAGUGUUUUAACACAUUAUUGUAUGAAUAAUAUUUCCGAAAACGAGACAAGUCUUAUAAUUUACUCACAAAUUAAGUAUAAAAAAAGCGUAUGGGGUUUUGUGAAAAGUGUGUUGGAAAAGAACUGUUGGGCGGGCUUAGAAGAGUAUUUUAAUAGUUUAAUAAAAGCCUUAACAGUGGAAUGCGAAGAAGGUAAUGGAAGUGGAGGUUUAAAAAGAAAAACGAGAAAACGACGGCGCGCGACGGGUGUAGGCGCCGCAUUGCAAACACAUACUUCCGAACACAUAUCUGUGAAUCAUCAAAUUUCUCCCUCUAACUUGUCGCACAAUCACGCUACUAAUACUAGAAGCGAUACCAAUAUAAUUCUCAGUUCAAUGCUACUAGUCGCUGUAUUAUGUUUAAUGGUAAUUAAUGGUUUGUUAUAUUACAAACUAUGGGGAUUGGAAGAAGCUGCUGCGUACACUAUUAUGGACUUACAUGUACUCAAGUACAUAUUAUCGAUUUCUUUUAUAAAUACGCCAAAAACUGAAGAAGAUUGGAUUAACCUUUUGCAACAGCAAGAAAGCUUGCACAAUGUAGAAAUGAGGAAAUGGCAAAGAGUUUUGCACACAGCUGCACAAUUGCUUAGACAAACAGAAGAAUCUUUAACGGAACUACAAAUGAGCAUUCAUCCCACUGCAACGGAAAAGAUGUUCUCAGUCUUAAAACCGAAUUUAAAAAAUCUCAAUGCACAUACGGAACGGCGAGGCAAGUCAGAAAUGUAAAAAUCUAUAUGCUUUGAGUAAUUGUAGGAACAUAUUUUGUGUGUAAAAUAUUAAUUAUCGAAUUUAUAAGCGUUUAGGAGCUAUUAUUAUGUGUAUGUAUCGUUCCCAUU